Messenger RNA from Moneuplotes crassus, 955 nucleotides. NCBI's taxonomy places the organism in Eukaryota, Ciliophora, Spirotrichea, Euplotida, Euplotidae. The record is from the annotation of a GenBank genome assembly.
CAAGAAAUGGGAGCCUACCAAUCAAAAUUACAACCAAGAAUGACUCAUUUUGACCUUGAUAACUUCUGGCAUGAUUGCAAAAAGAAGACUAUAGAACAAAAUGCAGAAUACAUCAGAGAUCAAGAAGAAAGGGAAGCAUUUAGAAAAGAAGAGAAUGACAAAAAUUUUAAAGAAAGAUUCAGUCAUUCCUCUAGUCUUCACUUAGACUUCUCUACUUAUCACGGUACUGAUUUUAUUAAGACAAUUGGAGAGCAUAUCUUACCUAGACUGAAUACUAUCAGUAUGAGAAACUGUGUAAAUGCCCCAGAUAGAUUUGAGAAGUUCUUUAGGUUCAAUUUCCCUGAAAAGAUUUCCAACCUGAAUAUCUUCAAUGCUGGAUUAGAUUUAUCAGACUAUAACCUAACUGACAUUAGAGCUAUCUUAUCUAAGAGGAUUUCAAAUUCUUUAAGGCUGCAUGGAUUCACUAUGUCUUGUUACAACCUUGAACAGCUUUUGACAAUGGGCUAUAAAUUGAAUAAAAUUAACUUCUCAGGAUGCAAGCUCAACGAUAAUGAGGAUAUCAUCCUCGAGGAAGAAUACCCAAAUCUUGAAGAACUCAACCUUGAGGGUGUCGGACUUUCUAAGGUCAACAUUGAGCAUAUCGUUGACUAUUUGAUCUACAAAAGAGCAGCUUUGAGACUAAGAUAUCUCAAUCUUUAUCAUGAAGGCAUGGAAGAUUUUCUUACUCAGAUAGAAAACAAACUCAGACUUCAUGGAUAUAAAGGAAGCUUUAAGACUGUUGGAGACUUCUUGGCAUUUCUAAACUUCCUUAGCUACACUGGAGAAUUAUUCUCUUCAGGUAUAAAUACUCUCGGAAGAUGGAUGUGCCAUUUGUUCAGAUUGAUUUUCUACCCAAUAACCUUCCUCUACCGCUCAGUAGCUGGUUCUUCAUAAAAGUAUUGCAAAGCCAAGUGUC